AUGGCGCAGAAUAUCUCCCAAGGCGACCCACGCGGUCGAUUCACGGUUAGGAAUUCUGUCCAUUCUUCAGAUGUCGACAUCGUCGCUGUCCCUUCCAUAGGAUCUGACCCAUGGAAUACCUGGUUCGGUGAUGGCUCUAACGAGCCAUGGCUUAUAACGGACCUCACGAGGGAGAUACCAAAUGCGCGGGUGCUACUAUAUGAUCAUGGAGAGCCCGGCGCUCGCGAUGACUUGAAUUCGCUGGCUCAUAAUCUGCUGAAGCAGCUCCAUCAGCGGCGACUUAGCGCUAAGAGUCGACGACCCAUCUUCUUCAUCUGCCAUAGCACCGGCGGAUUGGUAGCUAAGGCGGCCUUGGUCAUCGCCAGCCAAGCGUCGUCGAAUAUGGAAUCUAUCCUGUCGAGCUGUCACGGAAUAGCUUUCUUUGCGACUCCACAUCAGGGAUCGACCUACCUAUACGCUCCAGAGUAUACCCAAAGUAUUUAUAGCAUAAUGAGAUUGAAGUAUAGCAUCCCGUAUCAUCUGCGGGGAAUUUUGAAGCCUCGACAUCAACAACUCAUGCAUCUUUCCAAUCAGUUCAAGGCGAUCUCGGCGGAUUUGAAAGUCUGGACCUUCCUGGAGACGGUUGAUUCCGCCAUCAAUAUCGCAGACUCGGACACGAGCGCCACUAUCGAAGUUCACGUACCCAUCACCUCCAUUCGAUCUGGCCUACUAGGUCUGGAGCAUGAGAAAGAAAUACCUCUCGCUACCGAUCAUGUAGGAGCAGCAUACUUCAAGGAUCAAGAGAAAACUACAAGGAUGAGCUUCAUAAAGGAGCUUCAAUCAUCUGUCUCCAUGGCAGUACGACUGUCUGGUCUUGUGGAUGAGCCACUCCAUGUCAAGAAGGAAGUCACGAUUCAGGUCAAUGGGUUCUUUGAAGAUCCUGCACUUGGAGUCAGCGAGGAGACGCCUCUGAAGCUUUGGUCUACCAAAGUGACACUCCAUGAUUAUCUGUCAAGGGGCCCAUCCGAGUGCCUCAGAGAUAGGCUAAGCAAGACCAGCAAGAUGCCGCCUGGCUUUCUGGAUGAUUCGUCAGUGAGCAGCUUUGACAGCCGACGAGCGUCUAUUCAUUCAGAGUCAGGACCCGAUGAACCAGUGAAUGUCACGAGCGAGAAAACCGAACAAAUCCAGCCCACUCCUUCUCUCAAAAAGAGUCGCAGUUUCAUGCCCAUGGCUUCCCCGAGAAUUCAUGUCAGCGAGCCCAGUACCGAAGGCUAUCUUGAGUUAGGCGACGGGAACAUCAGCUUCGAGCUGGAUGAGCCGGUAGUACCGCAGGCAGACACCCCUCAGAAAGAAGAUAGUGGCAGUGAAGCGGGAGAGGUUCCGAAUAAGAGCUCCGAUGCCAAAGCGAGCCAAACAAGAUUACUUAAUAUAACAUCAAGAUAUAAAGAGCUCCUCCCUGUGCCGCUCCCGAAACGAGGUCAACGGAACAUGAUGGGAGCAGACAAGCCUCGAGCAGCACCUCGAUUUGACCGACCAGAACCUGGAAGCGAGAAGCUUCUAUGGAUACACAUUCCUUACACACAUACUGGUUGGGUACCUUCCGUACUGGCUAAAGCCUGUGCGGAUCGUCAAAUCCCACAUUUUCUGAGCAGGUUCAUAAAUGAGGAAAAUUGGUUUUCAAAGCUGAUCAGAGCCCGUCACCUUGAACCUCACGCUCGUUAUGUACGCCCUUCGUGCAUCCAUUCCCGGCAGAAUGAUGCCUCGCCCAGCAAUCCAUCGAGAGUCAUGGAGGACCCUCAGCUCGCUCUAUAUAUGCCAUAUCUUCAUUGGGAUACGUACUGGAAUCUCAUACAACGCCGGAAAGUUGUGCAAGACCGACUGCGGCAAGGAAGAUCCAGACCCGUACCGGACAAAAUAUCCAAGGCGCAUUUGGAAGCGAAGUUGAUUUGGAAGUUCCUCGGAAGGGAACCUCCAAUUCACCUCAGGAGAACGUUGGACCAGUUUGGAUACCCCAACCUGAGAUCUACUACUGCCCGAGAUGACGAUCAAAUGCUCUGGAAAAGGACGAGGAAAUCAAUCAAUCUCAAGGAUGAGAUAGGGGAUUCAGUGAGAUUGGAAAGUGAUUCAAGCGUUCCGGACGUUUUUGAGGAUGGCAAAGUUCUCAUGGUAGACCAGCUAUGGCUUUGGAUAUUGGACCAGAGAACGGUCGUGACCUUUUUCCCCAACCAAGAGGCUACAACAUCCGAGGCUAGGCUCUAUAAACAAGCAAACUUACACAACAGUAUCUAUAAUGAACUCAAUGGAGAUCUGGCACGGCGUUUCGAGACUGCUGGUGAUCUUGCUGCGCUCAUAGUACAACAUGCUGUCACUGUUCUACUUGACAGGACAUUGCACCACGAUUUACAAGUCCUCCGAAUUUUUGAAGAGUCCAUCAGCAUCUUGACAGAAUCAGUGACCAAGUCAUUUAAGCGGUUCCGAAGUCGCGGAUUUACCAUUAACUUUGCUCAACACAACAAAACGGCUGAUGGAAGAACAAUGACUGAGGCAGAGCGUGAUGAAAGAGAUAUCCGUGUAGCAAGACAGAACCGAGAAGACCUGUCUGCGCUACUGGAACUGAGGGAUAUUAUGGAUGAGCUAGGAACGAUAAUGAAGGUUCUCGAACAGCAAACCACAACAGUCAAGACCAUGGCUAGAUACUUCGCAGACAGGGGAUAUGGCAAGGUCUUUGUCGAAGCCUCGCUGGCCAGGCUGGACGAAUAUCGCAAUCAAGUCCAGGAAAUGAGGGAGAACACCAUCCUAGCCCAGAAAGCCGUAGAGAAUCUUCUCGACUUGAAGCAGAAGCAAGCCAACGUCGAUGAAUCUCGACUGGCUCGGUGGGAGGCAGAAGUAACCCAGACGCAGUCACGGUCCGUGAUGGUUUUUACAAUCUUCACUGUCAUAUUCUUACCUCUCUCCUUUUUCACCUCGUUAUUCGGCAUCAAUGUCCGAGAAUGGAGCGGCACAGAGACAAACCCCGAUUUCCGUCAAAUGUUUCUGAUUGCAGGCCCGUCAUCAGUCGCAAUCAUCGUUAUCGCUCUACUCUUAGCCUUCAACGAAACCCUCCGGGAGACUGUUGCCAAGGCACACGCAAUUCUCUUCGGAAUGGCUCAAGACUUCCUCCUAGCUCCCGCUAAGAAGGUUCUUCAUCUGUCCAGAUCUUCAGAAGAGCCCUUGGACGUGCAUCAUGAAAAGAACCGCUUUGAUCGCUAUCUGUCCUCCCGGCGGUAUCGCAGGCAAUUGGAGGACGAUAUCUGGAAACAGCAUCCUGAUUGGAUGAUUUCGCCGCUGCCACCUGUGGCAGAGUAUGAGAUGAUGCCGCCGGGAUACGAUUACUCAACGAAGUUGAGAGAGUCGAGUCGGCAGGGAAUCUCGGCUUAG
Aspergillus lentulus is the source of this 3396-nucleotide messenger RNA. The record is from RefSeq and is a predicted model, not a curated record. Lineage: Eukaryota; Fungi; Ascomycota; Eurotiomycetes; Eurotiales; Aspergillaceae.